This is a messenger RNA of Ornithorhynchus anatinus (platypus), 9403 nucleotides long. It is a transcript of the gene SETBP1, whose product is annotated as SET binding protein 1. Bases 331 to 5067 code for a protein of 1578 amino acids. Gene Ontology annotation, molecular function: DNA binding. The record is from RefSeq and is a predicted model, not a curated record. NCBI's taxonomy places the organism in Eukaryota, Metazoa, Chordata, Mammalia, Monotremata, Ornithorhynchidae. The transcript is spliced from 6 exons.
CUUUUUUUUUUUUCGCUCCCUUUGUAAGUUGCAGGUUAAGUGGAGCUAGAGAGCAACGUUGCAACCUACUUGGAUUUUUUUUUUUUUGAGGGAGCAAAAUGUAUCAGAAUUUAACGUGUGGCUAAGAGAAGAACUGGAGAGAUCUGGUCCCGUCUGGAAGGUGCAGAGUCAAUCAUCUGUGAAUGCCCCACGGUCAGUUUCCUUGAGAUUCUGAACUCGGCAGCCUCACCACUCUCUGCUUCUGGGAUUUGGAGUCUCCCUCUUCACUGUGCCUCCCCCUCCCCUGCCCCCCUUCGUCCCCCCUUCCAAGAACUCCAGGGGAUUUGUUGGAUGGUCAUGGAGUCCCGGGAGAUCUUAAGCAGCUCCCGGCAAAGGGGGGCAGAGUCGGAUUUUCUGGCCGUCCCCUCGGCCAAGCCCUCGGCCGCUUCCAGCUGUCCAGGAGAACCUUUGCAUGCCUCUGUGGGGUCUGGAAAAGGGAUCCCAGGGGGCGGAGAGCGCAUGGAGCCAGAGGAAGAGGAUGAGCUGGGUUCCGGGCGAGACAUUGAUUCCAACUCAAACGCGGACAGUGAGAAGUGGGUGCCCGGAGAUGGCCUGGAGGAGCAGGAGUUUUCUAUCAAAGAGGCCAACUUCACUGAGGGGAGCCUUAAGCUGAAGAUCCAGACAACUAAGAGGGCCAAGAAGCCCCCGAAGAACUUGGAGAACUAUAUCUGCCCCCCAGAGAUCAAAAUCACCAUCAAGCAGUCUGGGGAGCAGAAACUCUCGCGAACUGGGAAAAAUAGCAAAACUGCCAAGGAGGAAGACAGAAGCCACUCCAAAAAGAAGGUUUCUGAGAGGCCUCAGAAACAUUCUACCCUACAUUAUGACCUGGGCCUCCAACAGGACUUCACCAGUGACACCUUAAAACCAAAGCACCAGCAAAAAAGCAGCAACCAGCACCACCUAGACUGGUGUGCCACCUCUAACACUGGAUCCGCCUCCCAGAGCUGCUUUGUCAGUUCCGAGUCUAAUCGAGAAACAGGAGUCACUACCAAGAUCCCUGCUCUCGAGCCUGUGGGUCCCUUUGUGAAGUCCCAAGGGAAGAAAGCCAGCACGGGCAGUGCAUGGAGUCAGUUGUCCAGCAGUAACAAAGAUCUGAUCCUCUGCAAUGCUGCUCCACCCCCAAGCCCCAUCAAUUCACAAUCCCAGCCUAGCCACUCAGCCGAGGGCAAUGGGCUUCCGGCCUUAGUGGACCAAGAUGGAGGGCCAAGGGAGCCUCCCGACCCACCUGCUGGGAAUACAAAGAAGAAGUCCAGCAAGAAAGAGUCACUCAACCAAACUAUACAAAACCCAGACCUGGAAUGGGUCAAGAAUGCCCAGAAAGUAUUUGAGACCAAAACCCAUGACAUCAUAGAAGGGAAGAAGGAAUGCUACUCAGCAGAGAGCGUCCUAGUCGCAUCUCCAGCUAGGCAGAAUGGAAGUUCCAGCAACAACCCUGAAGGCGACAUGAGUCACGUUCGAAUCACUAUCCCGAUAAAGACUCCGAAUCUAGAUCCACCGAGCCAUAAAAGGAAAAAGAGGCAGUCGGCCAAAUCUGUAGGAGAGAAGACCAUCCAAGAGAAAAUCCUGCCUGCUGGGCUUCCUCUGAGCAGCGAAAUACCUGGGAGGAUCCUUUCCCAUCCAGAGGGAGGCAAAAAAGACAUCCGAGCCCCGAAGCUGGGGAAGAUGAUGGAGAGCGACUCUUCCUCGGUCACUCUCGAAAGCGUUGGCAGCAGCGAGAAAUUCCUCCCAAACAGCGCCUCCAGGCUCCGGAAGGCGGGCCCGUCCAUGACGGCCCUAGUCUCCCUCGAUCUGUCUCCGGCGAGCGCGUUGUCCGAAAUCCAGCACCCAAAACUCGCGGCUAAACGGAGGUGGACGUGCAGCAAACCAAAACCCACCAAUCUGCUGCGGGAGUCGGCCCUGAUGACCUCUGAGAAACUGCUGGUCGAGCCUCCCUCCGCUUAUCCCAUCACCCCCUCCAGUCCUCUGUACACCAACACCGACAGUCUUACUGUGAUCACACCAGUCAAAAAGAAGAGGGGACGGCCCAAGAAGCAGCCCCUGCUCACCGUGGAGACGAUUCAUGAGGGGACAUCCACCAGCCCGGUCAGCCCCAUCAGCCGGGAAUUCCCCGGAACCAAGAAGAGGAAGAGACGACGCAAUCUAGCCAAGCUGGCCCAGCUGGUGCCGGGAGAGGAUCAGUCCAUAAGCGAGUUGAAAUUUCACAAGAAAGUCGGCAAGCUCGGCGUGCUGGACAAGAAGACAAUCAAGACCAUCAACAAGAUGAAGACCCUCAAGAGGAAGAACAUCUUGAACCAGAUCUUGUCCUGCUCCAGCAGCAUCGCUCUGAAGUCCAAAGUGCAACCACAGUCCAGCACAGGAGCGACGGCCAUCGACACCAGACUGGGAAAGCAGAUCAAUGUCAGCAAGAGAGGAACAAUCUACAUUGGCAAGAAGAGGGGCAGGAAGCCGCGGGCGGAGCUGCAGCCCCCCCAGGAAGAACCCAAGACAGCCAUCAAGCACCCGAGGCCUGUUUCGAGCCAGCCGGAAAACCCAGCAGUGCCUUCCAGCUUCCAGUCCCUCGUGGCCUCCUCACCAGCAGCUAUUCACCCGCUUUCGACCCAGUUAGUGGGCUCUAAUGGCAACCUUAGCCCCUCCAGCACUGAAACCCAUUUUUCAGAGUUGAAAACUAUGCCAAAUCUCCAGCCCAUCAGUGCGCUUCCCACAAAAACCCAGAAGGGCCUCCACGGCGGGACGUGGAAACUCUCCCCUCCCCGGUUGAUGGCCAACUCGCCCUCGCACUUGUGUGAGAUCGGGUCCCUGAAGGAGAUCACUCUCUCUCCCGUGAGCGAGUCACACAGUGAAGAGACCAUCCCCAGUGACAGCGGGAUCGGGACAGACAACAACAGCACCUCUGACCAGGCGGAAAAGGGCUCUGAGUCCCGGCGGAGGUAUUCGUUCGAUUUCUGUUCCCUGGACAAUCCAGAGGCCAUCCCAUCCGACACCAGCACAAAGAACAGGCACGGGCACCGGCAGAAGCAUCUCAUCGUGGAUAACUUUCUUGCUCACGAGAGCGUGAAGAAGCCAAAGCACAAGAGGAAACGGAAGAGUCUGCAGAACCGAGAUGACCUCCAGUUCCUCGCGGACCUGGAGGAACUCAUCGACAAAUUCCAAGUGUUUCGGAUCUCCCACCGAAGCUACACAUUCUACCACGAGAACCCCUACCCCAGCAUUUUUCGGAUUAAUUUCGAUCACUACUACCCGGUGCCAUAUAUCCAGUACGACCCGUUGCUCUACCUGCGUAGGACCUCGGACGUGAAGUCGAAGAAGAAGCGUGGUAGGCCUGCCAAAACCAAUGACACCAUGACAAAGGUGCCUUUUUUACAAGGGUUCAGCUACCCUAUUCCCAGUGGGAGUUACUAUGCACCCUAUGGAAUGCCUUACACAUCAAUGCCUAUGAUGAACCUGGGUUACUACGGUCAGUAUCCAGCUCCUCUUUACCUGUCUCACACCCUCGGAGCGGCUUCCCCCUUCAUGAGGCCCACAGCGCCCCCGCCCCAGUUCCACGCGAGCUCUCACAUGAAGAUGUCCAGCACUGCCAAACAUAAAGCAAAACACAGCAUGCACCUGCAGACCCCGGUAGGGAUGAGCCGGGGAGACCUGCAGCCCACCCUGACUCCCCCGAAGGUCGGAGGGGCUGGUUUGCCCAGCGGUCGGCUCCACAAAAGGAAACACAAGCACAAGCACAAGCAUAAGGACGAGCGGAUCCUCGGGGCCCACGAGGACCUCAGUGGCCUCUUUGCUAGCAAAGCCGCCAGCUUCUCCAGCCACGUGAUCGGAGAGCGGUUGGGCAGCUCGGACAAGGACCUGUCCCUGAUGAGUGAGAAGAGCAAGCAUAAGGAGACACAAAAGCACCAGCAUUGCGAACCUGGACAUAAGAACUCCAAGAGCAACUUUGAGGUUGACACCCUGUCGACCCUCUCGCUCUCCGAUGCCCAGCAGUGGACACAGUCCAAAGAGAAGGGUGACACAGGCAACGAGCCAUCCGACUCCUGCAUGAAGAGGUACUCUGGUAGUGGGGAGAGUGUUGGGACGAGGCCAGAGACCCUGGACAUGUUUGGAGAAAUGAACGGUCCGAGUGACAAGUGGGAGACUGAAGUCAGCGGGAGUAAGAGAAGAAGUUUUGAAGGGUUUGGAACUUACAGGGAAAAAGAAAUCCAAGCCUUCAGGAUGAACCGGAAAGAGAGAAAUACCUACGACCCCUCUGGGUCUUCAGAUCUGCUGAUGAAAGACAGGCAGGGAUCGAACAUUCCAAGUCUUCACAGAGAAUCCCAUCUUUCAGGAAUUACAAGCCCCCACUUGAAAGCAGACCAGAGUUCCCUGCAUAGUAAAAAUGAGGGCCCCACAUCCAGCGUGAUGACCAGAAGGAAACCAGCAGCAGUUGAAAGUGUUGCAAUGUCACCGACUCCAGUAUUAUCUCUCUUGGCCUCAUCAGCAGCCACGUCUGAAGCAGCUACCCCUCCACUGAAGAAGCGAUUCAAACGCCGAGAAAUCGAAGCAAUCCAGUGUGAGGUGCGCAAGAUGUGUGACUACACCAAGAUCCUAUCCACCAAGAAGAACCUGGACCAUGUGAACAAAAUCCUGAAAGCCAAACGGCUGCAGAGACAAUCAAAGACAGGCAAUAAUUUCGUCAAGAAAAGGCGGGGCCGCCCCCGCAAGCAGCCUCUCCCAUUUGACGAAGACUCCAGAGACCAAAUGCCCGUCCUGGAAAAAUGCAUUGACCUCCCCAGCAAGAGAGGACAGAGACCCGCCCCGAACCCUUUGGUUUUGGAGCAGGCAGCCAGCCAGGACACCAUCAUGGCCACCAUUGAGGCGGUCAUCCAUAUGGCCAGGGAGACCCUGUCCCCUCCUCCUCCACCUCCCCCUCCCCCUCCCCCUCUUCCCCGGACACCGAGAGGUGGGAAGAGGAAACACAGACAGCAGCAGGAGGAGGAAGUGAAGGCAAAAAGACACCGGAAAUCUCGAGGCAGUGAAACCGAAGCCCUUCCUUAGGGUUGGGCGGGAUGAACUGAAUGUCGGCACCAAGUGCCGGAUCCUAUCCGGACUGACAAAUUGUGGCGUGCAAAAGGGAACGGGUGGCUGGGGGGUGGCGGGUGGAGGGAGCCAGGGGCCACUGGCAACAGGAUCGCGCUUGCCCUUCUCUUCUUUGGUGUGUGGGCAGGCCUUAUUGGUCUAGAUGUUGGUGUUCCAUCCUGGGUCCUUGGGGCAGCAUGGGUGAGGAGCCUUUGAAAGGAGCAGACUGAUCUGCUCCAGUUUCCGAAGAAAUCAGUAGUUCUGAAUCAAACAGUCAAUCAAUUAAUUGUAUUAAUUGAGUGCUUACUGUAUGCAGAGCACUGUACUAAGCGCCUGGGAGAGUGAAGUGCUUCUGAAGUGUUGUGUUUUACAAAAAAGACCACACACAACACACACCCAGAGAAAGCAGUUGUACGCUUAGUCACCCAACAGCACUUGUCUCCCAGGGUGCAGAUUUGAUUCUGAUUUGGUUGCCAGCCAAUUAAAUUGCAGAGGGCCAUACUGCAUUAGAAACUAUUGUAAGGAAAAUCAUCUUAACUCAUCAACUCCCUUGGUUGCAGCCAGUUUAAAUGAUUUUGUUUUUCACUUUGUGUUAGUGUUUUGGUUUUAAAAUGUUGCUAGGCUUUGGGGAAAUGUAAUCUCCACUGUUCUUCUUGGCUAUAUAUUUUCUCAGCGGUAAAUGUGUAAUUUCAAGGAUUAGCAGCAAAGGCAAGACUAGUAAACAGCCUUACACAUACCACCAACUCAUGCACACAGUCGGAUUGUCUCCCUCUUAUUUCUGACUGAACAAACUCUAACAACUCUCCUACUGUCCUGUACACUGCCUCCACCACACACACCUAAACUACCCUGCCCUUUCCCUUUCUCCUUCCCGGUUCACAUGUCAACUCCUAUCAUCUACCGUUUCUGGUUUUCCAAGACGUCCACCCUUUUGGUCCAUACCGUCUUGCACACUCACCCCACUCACUUUGGAAACAUACCUUCACAAAGAACUUUCCUUCCUCUGUCCCCGACCCUCAUGCUAAAAAUGCUCUCCCUGAGAAUAAUGGUGUAGCGUGAUGUUUGAAAUAAUAUUUAGCUGAUAGUGUUCAAUAAUGACAGCCUUCUAAGUCACUUGUAGUGCCCAUAGAUAUGAUGGCCAAGGUGUUGACCAAAUUGUUUUCAGCUUAAUACAUAUCAAAAGAGAACAGCCAGAAACUUCUUUCUUAAAGACCCGCCCAAUAGUGCAUCACGGACAAACUCACCAAAUAAUGAAAAGAAGACCAAAAGCAGAAGCAUACAGUAAUGCCUUGGUACAUUUAAAAAGGAAACAGAUGAAGUAGGUUGGUGAAAACAUUUAAAAAGUCAUGAAGAAGUAUGUGAUCUCUUGGCAGUUAUUUCUGAACAAAAAGGAAUAAGUGUUCUUAUCCGAAAAAACAAAAAUUGAUGAUCAAAGGGUAUCACCACUGUAAUUGUAUCAAGCCACCUUGGACAAGUUAUCCAGGCUGUGGUUGCCUUAAUACACUAAAGUGAUUUUUUUUGUACAUAAUGUAAUUAUAAAGCUAUCAGUCUGCAUGGAUGCAAACUGUGUGUGACAAAUUGUCUCUUUAAAUGGUCAGUUUAAAUUGUACAUUUCCUCACUCAAGUUGUAUGUUAGCCAUCAAUUUGAGCUUGGUCAAAUAGCUAAUCUCCAGUAUCCAUCUCCACUUCCCAAUUAAAACUUUUUAGCAAGACUGAGACUGAAAAUAAAGGUACUCCAUUGCAGUAAGUGUUUUAUACAAGUUGGAUGUUGAAAUUUUUAACAAGUAUUUUACAAUUUCUUCCCCUUCCCUACUCUCCCACCACUCCCAAGACACCAAACACCUAGCAUGGCUAAGUUUAAUAGCAGAGAAAGGGAAUGAAAACCCCUAGUAGGGAAAAGAACAAGUAGUUAAUCUCCAAAAGGCUUCAUGCCGUUUGAAAAUUCUAAGAGGCCAUUGGUGGUGGGUACCAGUUUCCAUGAUUGUUUCUGAACAAAACCAGGGACCCCUAGUGAACAUUGUUUUCUGAGUUUAGUUUUUGUGAUGAUGGAAGCGGGGUGGGAUGUCUUUUUAAGGUUUAAGUCACCAUUACAUUUAUGACUGAUUUCAGCCUGGAAGUUUAUUAUAGCUUUCAAUGAUGUCUUUCUAAGUUCUUUUGGAAUCUGCUGUAGGACCUGAACGUAGAGUUCCACCCAACUGAUGCUGUCACCACGGAAAACAUAACUUCGCAAUGUGUGAGUGUGUCUCCGUAUGUGUCUGUGUGUCCUUGAAUCCUUACAUCUUUUGGAAAUGCAAGUUUAGGUGGUCACAUCUCCCAAUACUUUACAAAUCUGAUGCCCUGGAUAACAUUGCUGCCCUAUGUUUCCAUGGGCAUUUUGCACGUCAUGUGCAGAAAAUGAAUCCACUCAGUCUUGCUUUCCAGUGCCCAGUCCAGAAUAUAGCCAACCGAUGCAGACAGCCCUGGAAAAGGAGGCUUAUAUUGCAGUUCCCCUUUACCUGCCCCUACCUGCUAAAAUAUACCCAUUUUCAAAUGAAUUAAGCAGUGAAGCUGCUCGACAGCAGGUCAGUCCUUGAAAUAUCUUUAGGUGGGUGUAUGGAGAACCAGAUGUUUUGCUAGGAGGAGUGAUGCAUACACAGUGAGGACUGAGAAGAAGUUAGAGGCAACCCCUGAUUUGAAUGUAUCUGACUGCUAAGCAGGUCUAUCUUUCUGGUCAAAAACAUUUAAAGGCAGUGGUUGUUUGCCGAGAGGGACAUCACUGGCAGGCUUGACCCAGAUCAUCAGAGCUCCGAAAUGGCUUCUCAAGUGAGAUAGUUCACAGUUACUCUCGAUUACGAGGUGGACUUUUUUAAUAUUGAUCCACUAUCCUUCGUCCCCAUUCCAGGGUAUCACCACCUCAGGGUGGAGAAGUGUUGCUAUCUUAGGAAAGUCUGGAAGCCUGAUGGUACGGAAUGGGGCUCGAGAAAGAUUAGCCGGCUAAUGUGGAUGAGAAUCAGACGAUGUUAGAUGGCAGGAUUUGUGUUCUGCCUGCUGUGGGGGUCUACUCAUGAUAAGCAAGAUGUUGGCAGAAUAUAAGGUGAUUUGCUACAUGCAGAUCAUCAACGAUUUAGUUUUAGGGCUUAAACUGAAAAUCCCACUCCCAGAGCCUAUUAUCCAACAAUAUUCCCGGUAAUGAGCUUUGUGAUAUUUUUCUCCAACUAGCAGGGAGCUAUCUGAAUUUGACUAAGUGUAUUUUCAAGGACUUCUAAAUGAUGAUAGUAACCUAUUAGGGGAGGAGAAGGUGAAAACAGACCAGGCUCAGAAGCCAUUUUGUACUUCAUUGUAAUAUUUAACCAUUACUAAAUACUGUACAGGUAUUAUUCUAGCACUCCCCAGUUCGACAGCAAUGGUCCAGAAUCCACAGCAACUGUUUCCACCACUGCAGUGACUAGGGCCAUUGUGGUAAAAUGCCAUUGUAUUUUGGGUUUCACUUUAUGGUUUCAAGAAUGAGAAUUUUCUCAGUCCCUUGUUUCUCAGACUUGAUCGCUCUUCCGUUUCACCUCACCUGAAAUCAAGGGCACAGCAGUUUGGGGACAAGUAUUAGAAGCACAUUUCAACUGAAGAAAGAAGAUCUUAGAUCUCCAUGACCUGUCUGCCUGCCUAGUUGGUAACAAAACACUAAAAGAGAGUGGGGGGGCGGGAAAGGGAAUAGAUGUGAACAGAGCUGCCAAUUAGUCAACAUGGGGGAACAGGUCAGACCCUUGUUGGUUUCCUUCCUUUUCUUUUCUUUAAAAAAAAAAGCUAUUUCUUAAAUAAUAAAUGCACAUGAAGUGUUAAAUAUGUAUAUAUUUCAAAAAAAAGAACGGGGCACAAGAUUGUUUUACAAGUCGUGCUGGCUAAUUUUUAGUUUGUAUUCAUAAGUGGUUUUUAAAAGCCUUUUUUAAAGUGUAAUUUGCAUGUUCUACUUUGAUUGUAUGUAAACAUAUUUUAGAGCAAAAAAUGUAUUUGUAUUUUAUUGAAUAUAGAGGCAAGAAAAACUUGUACAUUGUUUGAAAUGUUCUUUUUGUAACAGUUUUUAUUCAUAAAGCAUUUUUGUACAUUUAAAAUGGAUAUGGACUUGCUGUUAUUUGAGGCUUAGAUACAUCUGGCAUGCUUUAAUGUCAUGCUCCUUCAUGAUCUUAGAUGUUGGUUUUUAAACAUUUUUUCUAAAAGAAAGCUCAGUCUUUUCGCUACCAGAUCAGGUUAGCACGGUAUAGAGCACUUAACUAAAAAAAAAAAAAGUUAAUCCUAUUCAUAUGUUAUUCAUUGUGUGAAAUUAAAGGAAUUCAAUUCAGUCUAA